Messenger RNA from Peronospora matthiolae, 1761 nucleotides. Lineage: Eukaryota; Oomycota; Peronosporomycetes; Peronosporales; Peronosporaceae. The record is from the annotation of a GenBank genome assembly.
AUGGCGCGGUGGUUGUCAUUCUUUGCAGAAUACAACUUUACGGUCGAGUCCAAACCAGGGCGACUUAAUGUCGUCGCUGAUGCACUCUCACGUCGGCCCGACUUUGAAACAGUCGCGAAACCCAACAGUGAGACAGCCACUGUUGCGGUUAUGACGUCCUCAGUCCCAUCUACAACGCUGUAUGAUGAUGUGAGGCGGGCGUAUGCCCAAGAUGGUGAGAUUGUGAGGUUGUUGACACAUCUCUCACAGCCAUCUCGAGAAUCGUUGAAACGAUUAUCAUUUGCGUAUCGAUCUGCAUCAGAUCGAUACACUACUCGCGACGGUUUACUGUAUUUUACAGCCGUUUCGGGUGACACACCACGUGUUGUCAUUCCAGAUGACACUGAUCUGCGCUUGCGGAUCAUGUUCGAGUACCACGAUGCUCCUAUAGGAGGACAUCGUGGCCGGGAGAAAACAUAUCUCACGGUGAGUCGAGACUUUUACUGGCCCCGCCAGUAUCAGUUUGUGCGCAAGUACGUUCGCGCAUGCGAAGUCUGUCAACGAGUGAAGUCAAGUCCUUCACUGCGUGCACCUUUACAGCCUCUACCGGUUCCGGCGGAGUGCUGGGAAUCCAUCUCAAUGGAUUUCGUCUUCGGGUUACCCAACGACGCACGCGGGAAUACGGGUAUUCUCGUAUUUGUUGACAGAUUCAGCAAAAUGGUACACCUUGUGGCUGUACCAGAGACAAUCACGGCAAGUGGCUGUGCUUGUGUCUUUAUUGACACCAUCUUCCGAAUGCAUGGGUUGCCCCGUGAACUCGUAUCAGACAGAGAUCCACGAUUCACUGCUGAUUUCUGGCGUUCCGUGUUCAAAUCACUCGGAACGCGCUUGAAGAUGUCGACAUCUGAUCAUCCAGAGUCAGAUGGUCAGACGGAACGUGCCAAUCGUGUCCUUGAAGAGAUACUUCGAGGAUACGUACACUCCUUUAAGAGUUGGAGUGAGUUUUUGCCACUGGUAGAGUUUGCCAUUAACAACUCGGUGCAUGCGUCCACGACACAUACACCGUUUUUUACGGGGGGAGGGACUCGCGCGAGCAAAAACCGAUUUGGUUCACGCUCAUCACGCUCUGACGAAGAAGUCAUUGCGUUUGAUGCCGAUAUCGAUAACAUCGAUAUCGAAGAAGAUGAUGCCAGUGAGAGUGCGGAAGCCCUCACUGAAGACAAUGAUCCCAGCGAGAGUGCGGAAGCCCUCACUGAAGAAAAGGUUGUUGUUGCUGCAGUGCGCUCACAGUGCACUGAAGCUAACGAGUCAUCAGAUGAGUUCAUACUGGCUAGUGAAACGGUAGUCCGUUUUGUGCAAGACUCCAUCGCCGAAGCGGUGGAUAAGCAAAAGCAAAACGCAGACAAGAAUGGAAGGGCAAACACUCUUUUAUUUAAUAAAGGUGACUUAGUCCUACUGUAUACGUUUAAUCUACCAAAGCAUGUAGCGACUAACUUGGGUAGCAGUAAACUACUACCCAAGUACAUCGGCCCAUUUCGUGUAUUGCACCGCCUAGGCAAUGCAUACACGAUCGAGUUGCCACGUAAGAUGCAACGCAUCCCACGUUUUACGUUGGUCGGCUUAAGCCGUACCAUCAGUACGCUGCUUCUUCCGAUAAAGAACGCCCUUGCGCUCAAGCAUCUCGCAGAGAGCCUUGUGCUCCCGAUGGUGGGCAUCAACAAGGGUCUGAAGAGCAGCUAUCUCAUCCCGAGACCGCUCAACAUCCCCACGAGCUACCCUUAG